AUGGGUGUCCACGAUGAAGAUGGCGAAAGGCAGUUGAGCGGACCGCCCGGGACUCGCGAGGAAUUGACCAGCCUCCUCACCAAAGCCUUCGUAGCGCUUGCAAAGGACACCGGAAAUCCAUUGGGCAUCGUCGCUUUGGGUAUCCACGCCGAGGGACGCCCCAAGCAUCAAAUCCAGAUCAAGAGCAAACUCGAGGAGCGCUCCGCUAUGAAAAACAUGAAGCUCUUUGCCUUGGCUAGCGCUCAACUCAACCUAAUCGACUGGGAUAGGCCUGAUAUCGCGCAUGUGCUGGUGACCGUGACAUCUCUCAACACCAACAUCUCAACACUAGUGUUUGCUUUCAAAGACCGUAGGGAGGAGUGGGAAGAGGCUGGCGACACAGAUUGGCUUGAAAGAGUCACGAACUGGACAGUGCCCCAGAUCCGCGCUGAAGCUGAAAACGAGAGAAAUUUUACUGGCCUUGCGAGACUUGUCCAGAAAUGCUUCCAAUUUCCCAACUGGAAGAUCCUGGAAUACGUCUCAGAACUCCCCAGCCUUCCCAAACUCAACCGAUUGACAUUACGGUUCCAACUAACCAAGGAGUCCAUCGUUCUCAACCUUCUCAAGCGAACUCGGCAUGGAGAGCUGUUCAUAGGACCUAUGUGGCUAGACCCCGGAUAUUUCAGGCCUAUUUUCGAGUUCUGCAGCAGCCCAGAGUCCAACAUGCAAAAGCUCGAGGUUAGAGCUUCUCUAUACCAGAUGGGUUCAGAGGAGCGUGGCCAAAUUCACUUUCAUUCGGAUCCGUAG
Fusarium verticillioides 7600 is the source of this 786-nucleotide messenger RNA. RefSeq lists its product as hypothetical. Bases 1 to 786 code for a protein of 261 amino acids. The record is from RefSeq and is a predicted model, not a curated record. Lineage: Eukaryota; Fungi; Ascomycota; Sordariomycetes; Hypocreales; Nectriaceae. The transcript has 3 exons.